This is a messenger RNA of Ostreococcus lucimarinus CCE9901, 723 nucleotides long. It is a transcript of the gene PDF1B, whose product is annotated as Peptide deformylase, organellar. NCBI's taxonomy places the organism in Eukaryota, Viridiplantae, Chlorophyta, Mamiellophyceae, Mamiellales, Bathycoccaceae. Gene Ontology annotation, molecular function: peptide deformylase activity. The coding region runs from base 1 to 723 and encodes 240 amino acids. The transcript is spliced from 2 exons. Gene Ontology annotation, biological process: peptidyl-methionine modification. Gene Ontology annotation, cellular component: mitochondrion; chloroplast. The record is from RefSeq and is a predicted model, not a curated record.
AUGACGCGGUGCGCGUGUAAAGUGGCGUCGUGCUCGUCGAGGGUGACGACGACGACGACGCGGCGCGGCGCCGCGGUCGUCGCGCGCGGGAAGAAGAAGGGUUUCUUGUUCGGCGAGGUGGAAAACUUGAGUCGCGAGGGCGAGGGGACGAAGGGCGACGACGAGGACGCGAAGAGCGUUCGAUGGAGCGAACCGCUGGCGAUCGCGAAGUACCCGGCGAAGUGCCUGCGGGCGAAGAACGCGCCCGUGGAGACGUUCGAUAAAAAUUUGGAACGGUUGAGCAAGGCGAUGUUUAAGAUUAUGUACGAAACCGUCGGCUGCGGAUUGGCGGCGCCGCAGGUGGGUGUGAAUUAUCGAAUGAUGGUGUACAACGAGGCGGGAGAGCCAGGACAGGGGCGAGAAGUGGUGUUGUGUAACCCGGAAAUAGUGAAGUUUUCCAAGGAGAAGGAUUUGUUCGAGGAAGGGUGCUUGAGCUUUCCGAAGAUGUACGCCGACGUCGAGCGCCCGAUCGGCGUUCAAAUCGAAGCGCAAAACUUGAAGGGUAAAAAAUUCAAAAUGACCCUCGAAGGGUUCGAGGCGCGCGUGUUCCAGCACGAGUACGACCAUUUAGACGGCGUCUUGUACCACGACAGAAUGUCGCCCGAGGUCCGCGCGAGCGUGCAGAGCACGCUCGAUGGAUUCGUCGAGGCGUAUCCGGGCGAAGAUAGCGAAAAGGCGUUGUAG